Molecule: messenger RNA, 1209 nt
Organism: Eucalyptus grandis
Lineage: Eukaryota; Viridiplantae; Streptophyta; Magnoliopsida; Myrtales; Myrtaceae
Product: methylecgonone reductase
Exons: 4
Coding region: 71-1018 (315 amino acids)
Cellular component (GO): cytosol
Molecular function (GO): aldose reductase (NADPH) activity
Source: RefSeq, a predicted model, not a curated record
UCAAUCACACAACACAAACAGACAGACAGACAGACAGACAGACAGGCGCGCUCACACACGAGAAACAACAAUGGACGCAGUACUGAGUUCAGGACACAGAAUGCCGUUGAUUGGGUUCGGAACAUUCGCGUCCCCCCUGCCACCGCUAGACGUGCUGACAUCCAUAUUCCUCGAGGCCAUUGAAGUGGGGUACCGCCACUUCGACACGGCGGCAUGCUACGGCUCCGAAGAGGCACUCGGCCGAGCUGUGGCUGAGGCCCUAGACCGAGGGCUCAUCGAGAGCCGCAGUCACAUCUUCAUCACCACCAAGCUCUGGUGCACCGACACUCAUCCGGAUCUCGUUCUUCCCGCUCUCAAGAAGUCUCUCCAGAAGCUAGGGUUAAAGUAUGUGGAUCUGUAUCUAAUCCACUGGCCAGUGAGGGUGAAGGAGGGAACCGAAGGGUUCGAUUAUAAGGGCAAAUUGCUUCCAUUCGACAUGAAAGGGACAUGGGAGGCCAUGGAAGAGUGCUUCAAACUGGGUUUAGCCAAGUCCAUCGGAGUCAGCAAUUUUGGCACCAAGAAGCUCUCUGAUCUCCUCUUGCACGCCACCAUCCCUCCUGCUGUUAAUCAGGUGGAGAUGAAUGUGGCAUGGCAACAGGAGAAGCUCCGAGAAUAUUGUAGAGAUAAGGGAAUACAGGUGAGCGCAUGGUCCCCAUUGGGAGCGAAUGGAGCAGCCUGGGGUACAUUAGCUGUUGUGGAGAGUCAUGUGCUCAAGGAGAUUGCUAUUGCCAGAGGCAAGACCGUGGCUCAGGUUGCACUGAAAUGGAUAUAUGAGCAAGGGGCAUCUGCGCUAAUAAAGAGUUUCAACAAAGAGAGAAUGAAAGAGAACCUCCAAAUCUUAGAUUGGGGACUUAGCCAAGAGGAUUUGGGAAAAAUCAAGCUUCAGAUUCCACAGAGAAGAGGAAAUCCCGGUGGCAUGUUCAUUUCUGAGGAUGGGCCUUACAAAUCAUUGGAUGAGCUCUGGGAUGGCGAUGCUUGAAUACCUACAUUUUUAUAGUUUAUAUAAUCGAGUAUAAACUCUAUGAUGAUCUCUUGUUGAUGAUAAUAACAAUCUAUAUGAAUUAAAUUUCGAGAUUUCAUUAUGAUUAUAUCUUCUUCCACACUGUUUUUCUAAAUAUGUUGUGCUAAUAACAGGCUUACUGAGACAUCCUGUAAAUAGAAAAAAAGUAA